Molecule: messenger RNA, 2008 nt
Organism: Hypanus sabinus (Atlantic stingray)
Lineage: Eukaryota; Metazoa; Chordata; Chondrichthyes; Myliobatiformes; Dasyatidae
Gene: ptp4a1
Product: protein tyrosine phosphatase 4A1
Exons: 5
Coding region: 35-556 (173 amino acids)
Biological process (GO): protein dephosphorylation
Cellular component (GO): nucleus
Molecular function (GO): protein tyrosine phosphatase activity
Source: RefSeq, a predicted model, not a curated record
CACUUUUUAAGAUUUGUGCAUUUUUUAUAAGAAAAUGGCUCGAAUGAAUCGCCCAGCACCUGUGGAAAUUACCUACAAAAACAUGAGAUUCCUGAUCACACACAACCCUACCAAUGCAACCUUAAAUAAGUUCAUAGAGGAAUUGAAGAAAUACAGUGUUACCACAGUUGUUAGAGUAUGUGAAGCAACUUAUGAUACAUCUCCAGUUGAAAAAGAAGGCAUUCAGUUUUUGGACUGGCCCUUUGAUGAUGGUGCUCCACCUUCCAACCAGAUUGUCGAUGAUUGGCUUAGCCUUUUGAGAGUUAAGUUCCGAGAAGAGCCUGGUUGUUGUGUUGCUGUCCAUUGUGUGGCAGGACUUGGACGAGCUCCAGUUCUGGUGGCCUUGGCGCUAAUUGAAUGUGGAAUGAAGUAUGAAGAUGCAGUUCAGUUCAUUCGACAGAAACGACGUGGGGCCUUUAAUAGUAAGCAGCUCCUGUACUUGGAGAAAUACCGUCCCAAAAUGCGUCUGCGCUUCAAGGAUUCCAAUGGUCAUCGGAAUAACUGCUGCAUCCAAUAAUACCAGAGGAUUGAUCACUUAAUUCAUUUGAAGGCAUUGAAGAUGGCCAGCUUGGCCAAUUCAGCAGAAGAACGUGAAGUUUUUAGAUGUGCUUUGUAAUGUCUACUGGUGCUUCCUUAGGAGUUGAGCGACGAAGGUGAUGUUUUGUUUUAAACCCUGAGAUUCUUGCCUUCAAAUCCACUUGUGAGCUUAAAGAGUUGCUGCUGUAUGUUUCUGAACUAGAAUAAGAGGGUCCCUCCACAAUUGGUUUCAAAGUAUAGACUCUUGUCCACAUUAAUUAUUUUAACAGCUGUGAAAUACAGCAUGUGUACCUGUGCUGUUUACAGAUGCGAAGAAGAAUGGCUAAAUUGAGCAACAAAUUGCUUCCACAAUUUAUUUACGAUGUUCCAUAUGUCUGUAAAAAGCUGGAACCACUUGAGCAGUUCCUCCCUUCCCACUUCCACCCUGCUUCCUGUCUUGAGACACUGUGCAUUGCUAAACAGUUUGUCGGCUUUUUGAUAACUCAUUGAAAGUAUGCCUGAAUUGGUCAAUGCUACAUGAAUCGUGUACAGAGAUUCUUCAAUUGAGUGUCCUGCACGCUAGCGCCAAAAGGUUUAACUCUGGCUGAUCAUGAUACGUUUCAACACUGUUUACAUGCCCUCUCACAGUCGCACUAGAUCUAGUUGCUGCACAACAGAUGUCUAGGUUACUUCAAAAGAAAUUGAUAACUUAAGAGUCAACAGUACGUUUGAAUGCCCUCUUAUCUAUAUUGUAUUUUCAAAAAGGCCUAAUGCAUUUUAGUUGAAUCAUAAAAUAAACCAUUUAUUCAAGUCUGUCCCUUUGUCACACUAGUGUCCCAAAUGUUUUGGUUCACUCGAAUGCAUUUUGCAAAGCUCAGCAUAUAGAAGCACACGAGUUUUAAGUUUUCAAAAUGAAGCCUUACUGGCACUCCACAAUUGAUCCAAAGGGAGUGCCUGAGACAAUGAUUUGGUGGGGGGAUGGGGGUGCUAUCUAAUAUUGGUAUGUUGCCUUUUGUGUUGUGCAGAAAAUGUACACUGGGGUGUGCCCGUUACAUACAGGUAAUUGUUUUUUUAAAGGUAGAAAUGCUUUGUUGUAGCUAAAUUCAUACUGUACAGUAACUUUCUGAAACUUGUAAUCUUUCUUGAUGUAAUAUUGGAAAUUUACCAACUUGUCAGAAGCAUAAUUUUUGAGUUUCUGCUUAAACUAUGCAGGCUAUGAUGUCUGUAAUAUUUUGUAUGCCUUUUGAUUGCAUAAGUUAAUACUUGGAUACUUGAUCAUUUAAUUAUGUAAUUUGAAGCAAUGUUGUAUUAAUGUUAGAUAAACCAUAUUUAUACUGUCUUGGGAGCGUGUGGUAUAGUUCUGUGGGAGAAAUAAUUUGUCAGCAUUCACCAGCUUGUUUAAAAUCUAGUGCGAGAGCUUUGUCAUCUGAAAUAAAGUGGGGGAAAAAGCAAA